AUGGCACCUGGGAUGAUGAUCGUAAACACUAAUCCAAAUGUAUCAAAUUGGAGUUUAGAAGGAGGAUAUAAGAACUUAUUUGGUUAUGGAAUUGAAUACCCAAAUCGCGGAUAUUCGGGAGAUCCUGCUAAAUUUCUAAUUAGUUUCUUCAUUUACAACCGAGAAUUUGAAUAUUUUGGUAAUGCUUAUCAAGGAUUUAAAGUGGCAUUGACCAUACCUGGCGAGACGUGGACUAUGUCACGAAACUUUUUUCGAGUUCCAAUCUCUGAAGAUACCCGCAUUAUGAUUAAACCCAAAAUGAUCACCACAUCAGAUGGACUACGAAGAUAUGAGCCGUACCAACGCGAUUGUUUCUAUCAAUUAGAGCGUCGAUUACGUUUCUUCAAAUUAUACACUCAGAUAAACUGCGAAGAGGAGUGCCGUGCGAAUUUUACCAAGAUGGAGUGUGAAUGCGUGAAAUUUUCUAUGCCAAGGGACAUUAAUACAAAAAUAUGUGGCGUGGCAAGCAUUAACUGUUAUCAGGCAGCUCGAAGGAAAUUAGCAGCGGUUGAGAGUGGUAAGAGGUUUCGUGAGAAAUGCAAUUGUAUGCCUGCAUGCACAUCAAUCGAAUACAAAGCAGAGAUCGAUCGAUCCAAUUUUGGCAUUGUUGCAACAGUACCGAAAGGUCAAGGCGUUCAUCUGGCAAUUCUGGCUGUUUGGAUCAAAAGCUCCGAUGUGGAUAUAGUGAAACGAGUUGAAACGUAUACGUUCUCUGAUUUUUUGGCCAUUUGCGGUGGUUUAUUGGGAUUAUUCUUGGGCAUGUCAGCCUUAAGCAUCAUUGAACUCGUUUACUUUUUCACACUUCAUUGGUUCUGGACGAUUCGACGGUUGAGAUCUGAUUAUUCAAACAAAAUAACUCAAUUGAAGUGUCUCAAGAAUAUUACAAUUCGAUUUGCUCAACCGAUCAAAACACUCUUCUUCGAACUGUGUGACAACAGCAACAUCCAUGGCGUUCGAUAUCUCAGUGAACGAUUGCUGCAUUGGAGUGAACGAUGUUGGUGGUUGAUUUUCGUUGGUUUAUCGUUAUGGAUAUGUGGCUCAAUGAUUCAAAACAUUUGGAUUCAAUGGGACGAAAAUCCAGUGAGCAUGCAGUUUACUUCGAGUGAAAUUUCAGCCAUUCCAUUUCCAACUGUCACCAUUUGUCCCGAAAUCAAAACCAACAAACAAAAGUUCGACGUGGAUGCUGCAAUCAAAUCCCUGGCGACAUUAUCCCAUAAUGAGUAUUUUUUGCCUUAUUUGGACACUUUUUCAUCAACACUAAUUUCUGUGCCUCCCGUUUUCACAGACAAAUUCUAUUUAGUAGUCUGGCCCAUGUUUGUCCAAAUUUUUAUUAUGAUUUCCGAAUGA
This is a messenger RNA of Sitodiplosis mosellana (orange wheat blossom midge), 1386 nucleotides long. Its product is annotated as pickpocket protein 28-like. Gene Ontology annotation, molecular function: ligand-gated sodium channel activity. Bases 1 to 1386 code for a protein of 461 amino acids. Gene Ontology annotation, cellular component: membrane. Gene Ontology annotation, biological process: sodium ion transmembrane transport. The transcript is spliced from 3 exons. Lineage: Eukaryota; Metazoa; Arthropoda; Insecta; Diptera; Cecidomyiidae. The record is from RefSeq and is a predicted model, not a curated record.